AUGUCUGCGUCCGUCAGAGCCGCUUCAGCGCCGAGCUCAUCGAGGCCGGAGCCGGUACCGGACCUCAGAGCAGCAGAACUGAAUUUCCGGGCUCCAGCUGAGAGCAGGAACAUGCAGCUUCCUUCAUUCAACAACCAGCUGGUCCCAGAUGAGCUGCUGGUCAGCCUCACCUCCACUGUCUGCACCAGGAGCACGCUGGGUCACACGGCACACCAUCGCCACUGCAAGGGCUGUGGAAUCAGACGGCCGGAUGCAGUCUGGCAUCACCCGCUCGGACGCAAGAAAUACAGACACUUCCUGGAGCAGCCAACGUCCCUGACCGGAGCAGGCAGAGAUAUUUCAUUCCUGUGUGAUGCCAUGGUAACCCAGAGGAAGAUGACACCCCUCCCACCCCUGACCGACAGGAACAGCAUUGGUGACACACAGAACCUGAGUAUCACAGACAGUCUGAUACCAGAGGAAUAUCACAUUGUGAAAAACAAGGGGCUGCGAGGCCUCGAGUUCUACGAGGAUGCAUUUACAGUUCAGCUGCAGGAUGAUGAACACAAGCUCCGGCACUUUCCAUCACUGAGGCCCAGCGGCAGAUUAGAAGUGGUCCAGCUGAUGAGCAUGAUGGACGACAUGCUGGAGAAGGCUGGAGUGGAUCAGCAGAGUGAGCAGCUGACGCAGCUCUCGCAGAUGGAGGGCCUGCUGGAGCUGGUGCAGGUUGAGCAGAACAUCUACAACAUUGUUUUCCAUGAAGUGAUCAGGCAGGUCAGCGUGGGCUGUGCUGAGAGGGGACAGCUGCUUGCCAAGCUCAGACAGCGCUACCAGUCCCUGCUGGAGCGAAUGCCCCGCUGCCUGAAGGCGCUGCACACUGAGGCAGUGGCACAGCGGGCUCUGGACCGCCGGCUCACUGAAGAGAUCCACCACAUCAAGACAUCCAUCCAGCAGCUCAGCACGGAACUGUUCAAGAUCAGAGACCGCGAUGCCUCGGUUUCCCAGCAGGUGGAGUUCUCUCACAGGCAGCUCGCGGAGGAACUUGAUCAGACACACACCAACUCAGGUGUGGUCCAGGGUUACCACGAGCUGUAUGAGCUGCAGAGAGGUCGCCUCGAGGCUCAGAUGCUUCAGAUGACUGAGGAGAGAGACUCGUGGAGUCAGCUCACCUUCUGCUUCGCCCUCAAGGUGAUCAGCGUGAAGAAGCUGGAGCUGGUGCGUCGGCUGCAUGUCCACGAGCAGAGCUGGUUUAAAACAGCAGAGCACUGCAUCCUUUACCUCACCUCAAAGGACACAGAAGACAUGAAUAUCAUCAAGGAGCUUUCUGACAACUGGAAAGAGCAGCUGACGGCUUUCGUGUCCCAGAUGAAAAAGAGGGACCAUGCUCAGUUUGAAGAGAUGGAUGCCAUCCAGCAAGACAUCACCAAGUGGAUCUCCUUCUGCACGGCACAGAACCAGUGUCCUCACCCCAAAUAUGAGAAUGUCACACUGGAAAAGAUUCAUGCUGAUUUGAACCAGUGGUCAACUAUCUUGGCCCAACAGUGUGAGCGAUACCAAGGUGAGGAGCUGUUUGGCUGCCAGCAGACACUAGGUCAGCUCGGCUGUGUCCAGGAGAGAUGGCUGAACAUGAGCGCUCAGCUGCUCAGGAGACACUCCUCUCCUGACGGUGAACCUCCGGUAGGUGAGGCGGCCCUGAGUGAGCUGGUCAGGGUCCUGCCUGAGCUCCUUAAACGACUGGACACACAGGCCAGUGGAGAAACUGGCGUCCAUGCAAAGAUCAUGUCACUGCUCGGGGAUAUGGAGUCUUGGGUGUCCAAGCUUGACUCAGACAUUUGCCAGCCAGAGACGAUGUCUGUCUCCGAUUGGCUGAAGCUCGAGCAGGCACUGUGCAUUUGGCAGAGUUUGGCUGAGGAAGCCUUGAAGAGCGAGACGAGAGACGGAGAAGGGAACGAAAGGGACCAAGAUGAGCCCGAUGUAUAUAAAGAGACAGAAGACAUGUUGGAUAAAGUGAAGGAGUUUAUAAACAGCCUGUCCAACACCACAGAUGGUGAGAACCAGGGACUCAGUGAGGAGGUCAGUUCUCUUCACAAGGCUCAGACCCGCUGGAUGUUGGAUCUGUUGCUCCUCAUGGUACCUGACCAUACAGAGGACCAGGACCAGGUCCAUGAACAGGAACACCAAUACCUUACAAACAUCUCACCGCAGACACUGGAUACGGAUGGCAAGUUCCUGACCCAGAAACUGGACUAUUUUUCCAAAUACAUAUCCAGCUUUUACAAGUUGAUUCUGGAGGAGACGACUUUUCCACAUCAAGCUGAGGAUGACAAUGAGAUGAAUGACUCGUGUAGAAAGCUGCAGAGGGAAUGCGUUGAUUGGGUGCAGACCUGUGUCAUCCUGCUCUCGGGGGUGAAAGGGGGUCAGGUGGAGCUGCCUGUGAGCCAAUCGGCCACUUCCUCCAGGAGUGAUGUGUCAGCUUCUCCAGCAGACAGUAGCGGGACUGUGGUAGACAAAGAGGUUUCAGCAGAGCAUACAACAUACAGUGAGGUCACAGAGGUCAAAGAUGAGACUGGCGUGGAACCAAGAGAAAGCACCACUGACGGACAUGAAAUAAAACAAGAUUUUGAGGGGGAGCUAAUGGUUUGUGAAACACCAGUGGUGAAGCUGAUUGGCUACGAUGGAAACAUAACACAAAGAAAGCUGGGGGAGAACAGAGUCCACCUGAGAGAGAUUGAUGAACUGGUUGUGUGUCCAGCAACAGAUAAAGCUCAGAAAGCUUUUAGUGAUCUGACCACAGUAGGAGUACUGCAACAGGAACUGCAUGAUUCUGAGCUGCGGGUCCAGAGCUCUGAACAGCGAGCCCUGAAGGCUGAGGAGGCCCUGCAGGCAGCUCUGGAGAAGAUUCAGGACCUGGAGAGACAACUGCAGGGUCGGCCCAGUUUGGAGCCCAAAAGUAUUGAAGAGAAAAAGAAAACACCACCACCUUCUCCACCACCAGAAAAACUCCCAGCUCCUCUAAAGAAAACAGCUCCUGAGGCCAAACCAACAAGCACCACCAGAAGGACCAAGAAACGCUGACGUGACGGCUCAUUAGAAGAGGCUGCAACUCCCUGUAGACGUUUAUGUUUGGAACACGACCAGAGAGGAAUGCAGCAACAAGCAAGUUGUUCAGAUUCCAUGGCUGCUGUAUGCAAAUUACUAUCACUUAGUGCUACUCUAAUUUGUGUUAUGGUUUGAUGUGGCUUCAUUGUACUUUUGAUGUUAAAAAAAGGCAUGCACUUUUCCCUAAAAAAAAUAGUUAACGGAAAUAUUUAUAUUUCAGAGAGUGCGACUUUUCAGGAUCUUUA
Messenger RNA from Platichthys flesus (European flounder), 3323 nucleotides. It is a transcript of the gene axdnd1, whose product is annotated as axonemal dynein light chain domain containing 1. The record is from RefSeq and is a predicted model, not a curated record. The transcript is spliced from 26 exons. The coding region runs from base 1 to 3054 and encodes 1017 amino acids. Lineage: Eukaryota; Metazoa; Chordata; Actinopteri; Pleuronectiformes; Pleuronectidae.